AUGAAGCCUGCUUUAAAUCUGCUUUAUUUUAUUCUCUGUUGUGUCAACGUUUCUCUGCUUCUGGAUUUCUGUCCGACUCGAUGUCAGUGUGACCCAGAAGUCCACAGCAUUUCUUGUUUUGGAGCUGAAGUCCUGCCACUUUUCCACUCCAGCACUGAGGAGGUGUGGCUUGUGGGGACAAAACUUUCCACUAUUCCUGCGAACGCGUUCUCAAACCUGACCAACAUUUCUCACAUAUAUAUUUCUGAUGAUGAGACUUUACGAUACCUUGAAAGACAUUCUUUCUUCAACCUUUCCAGACUCACACACGUACAACUCACUGGAAUAAAAACGCUGUCUCAUAUUGAUCAGGAGGCGUUUAAGGACCUGCCUUAUUUAAAAUACCUUGGGAUCAUUAACACUGGCCUCACCUCUUUUCCUGAGCUUCACUAUAUUCAGUCCCUGCGGGAGGAUUUUAUUUUGGAGAUCGUAGAGAACUUCUUCAUAGAGGUGAUACCUGCAAACUCUUUCAGUGGGAUAUCUGACAAACCUCUCAUCCUCAUGCUGAACAGCAAUGGUGUGAGAGAGAUCCAGCAUUACGCUUUCAACGGGAGCAGCGUGGAGGAAGUGUAUCUCCACAGGAACAUGCAUCUAAAUCAGAUCGAUGAAUUUGCUUUUCAUGGCGUCGUUCACGGCCCGACUCACCUAGACCUUUCAGAAACCAAAGUGAGCUCCCUUCCCUCAGUAGGUAUGGAAACUAUUGAAAAGCUGCAGGCUAAAAACACAUGGACCCUGAAAGCCUUGCCCCCCCUCAGAGCCUUCCUCCACUUACAGAGUGCUGAAUUAACCUUCCCAAGUCAUUGCUGUGGCUUCACAAUGCUGAACAGAUGGAGAGGGCACUUGGAGACCCUGAUCUGCAACCUGAGCUUGAUGGAUUUUGGAAAUCUGCAGGAGCGGUCAUCAGCUGUCUCCCAGAAAAAUCAGGGACAGAAAUUUUAUGGACAUCUGUUGGACAGCUUUGGACUUGCAGCAGCAAUGAACACAUAUCCCAGUUUUGAUAACAGUUGUGUUUCUCUGUCUGAAGCGUCUCAAAACGAGGGUUUGUUUCACGUGGAGUUGCCAACAGAUCAUCUCAGUGAAGGUUUUGAUUUUGCUGUUUGUCAUAAAUUGCACACAGAUGGACUCUCCUGCACCCCCCUCCCUGAUGCCCUGAAUCCAUGUGAGGAUGUGAUGAGUCAAGCUUUUCUGAGGGUGCUGGUCUGGGUUGUGAGUCUGUCAGCCAUCUUCGCCAACCUGUUGGUAAUUUUCAUCCUGCUGACCAGCCGACAGAAGAUGUCCGUCACUCGGUUCCUCAUGGGUAACCUGGCAUUUGCAGACUUUUGUAUGGGGAUAUACUUGGUGCUCAUUGCAUCUGUGGACCUCUACACACGCUCCCAUUACUACCAGUAUGCUAUCCCCUGGCAAUCAGGGAGUGGCUGCAACCUAGCUGGGACUCUAUCUGUGUUUGCCAGUGAGUUAUCAGUGUAUACUUUAACCUUAAUCAGCCUUCAGCGCUGGCAUGCCAUCUUCUAUGCCAUGAGGCCGGAUAGAAAGAUCCGGUUCCGGCAUGCAGCGGUGCUGAUGCUGGUUGGCUGGUUUCUGUGUGUAGUCUUCGCUCUGCUGCCUGUGUUGGGCGUGAGCAGUUACCAGAGAGUGAGCAUCUGUUUACCCAUGGACACAGAGACCACAACUGCUCGUGUCUAUGUGGUCACUGUGCUUCUGGCUAAUGUGGGUGCUUUCAUAGUAGUGUGUCUUUGUUACUUGCACAUCUACUGUAUGGUGCACAACCCCCACCACCUGUCAAGCAGGUAUGACACCAGUAUGGCCAAACGCAUGGCUGUCCUCAUCUUCACCAACUUCCUGUGUCUGGUUCCCAUCUGCUUCUAUGGUUUGUCUGCAGCUCUCCACCAACCACUGAUCACUGUCACAGAUUCAAAGGUUCUACUGGUGCUCUUCUAUCCUAUUAACUCUUGCGCACACCCAUUCUUUUACGCUAUUCUGACGAAGGCGUUUCACCGAGACUUCCUGAUGUUGCUGAGUCGGAUGGGUCUGUGCCAGCAGAAAGCUCACUUCUACCGCAGCCAGUGUUACUUCCCACGUUUACACAGAGACAAUAUCUACCCUGCAGUCUAGACCCCACAUCCCAACUCAUCCAUGUACAAGAAAA
This is a messenger RNA of Notolabrus celidotus (New Zealand spotty), 2185 nucleotides long. Its product is annotated as thyrotropin receptor-like. Lineage: Eukaryota; Metazoa; Chordata; Actinopteri; Labriformes; Labridae. Gene Ontology annotation, molecular function: thyroid-stimulating hormone receptor activity. Gene Ontology annotation, cellular component: membrane. Bases 1 to 2151 code for a protein of 716 amino acids. The record is from RefSeq and is a predicted model, not a curated record. The transcript is spliced from 11 exons. Gene Ontology annotation, biological process: G protein-coupled receptor signaling pathway.